AUGGCAACUUCCGGUGGAAGGAACAUCGUUCACAGAAUGAGGUGCUUCAGAACCCACGCAAACCAGCUUCGCAAGGGAUUGCGACAGCCUUCAUCUCUUCCCAAGUCGCAAUAUCCUAGCAACAAUGCUCGCCACUUUGCGCAUGAAAGUGCGCCGGCCAAUAGCUCAAAUCCGGGUAUCUGGAAGGCCUCUAGUGCAUUGAUUGCUGUCGGCGCUGGCCUAGCUGGCUAUGGCAUCUCUCAAUCAAUGUCAGUCGAUUCCAAUGAAUCGACUACCUCGGUCGCUACCAUUCUGGAUGAGCAGCAUCUACCGCGUGUAACAUAUGCGAGUCUAGAUGACAUGAAGAAGGCCAUAGCCGAAAUCGAACACGAGCUCCGCGAUACCGAAGACAUUAUCUCAACCGAUGAUGAGGACCUCAAGAUGCACGGAUUCUCUGAGUGGUCUUCAGUCCGAUUGGAUACGUUGCCUGUUGCUGUCGCUUAUCCACGCAACACAGAGCAAGUCAGUAAGAUGGCUCAAAUCUGCCACAAGUGGAAAGUUCCCAUAAUUCCGUAUAGCGGUGGGAGCAGUUUGGAAGGACAUACGGCGGCACCAUUUGGUGGUGUUAGUAUGGACUUCGUCUACAUGGACCAAAUCGUACAGAUCAACGAGACAGAUAUGGAUGUGGUAGUUCAGCCUAGCGUUCAGUGGGUAGACUUGAACCAGAAGCUGAAACAGAUGGACACUGGCCUGUUCUUUCCUAUGGAUCCAGCACCUAGCGCAAAGAUCGGCGGUAUGAUCAGCACCAAUUGCUCGGGAACUAAUGCCGUUCACUACGGUACUAUGCGUGACUGGGUCAUUAACUUGACUGUUGUCCUUGCUGAUGGUAGUGUGAUCAAGACUCGCCAACGACCACGGAAGUGCAGUGCCGGGUAUAACCUCAACGGAAUGUUUGUGGGAUCCGAGGGUACCCUGGGAAUCGUCACUGAAGCAACACUCAAACUGGCUGUUCUACCGGAAAACUACUCCGUUGCUGUCGUCCCGUUCAACACAAUCCAUGAAGCUGUCUCGGCAGCGACGAAUGUUAUUCGGAAAGGAGUUUCCGUUGCAGCUCUCGAGCUGAUGGACGAGACUCAAAUGCGCAUCGUGAACCAGGGCGGUAUGACCCGUCCGCGCGUCUGGAAAGAAAAGCCGACUCUCUUCCUGAAGUUUGCCGGUUCUCAAUUGAUGUUGGAAGAGACGAUCCAGAAAGUCAAGCAGAUCACCGAGUCUCACGGUUCCGAGGAUUUUGAGUUUGCUCGUGACGAGCAAGAACAGCAACUUCUCUGGUCCGCGCGAAAGGAGUCAUUAUACUCCCUUUUGGCCCUUCGCGAGGAGGGUGAAGAGAUGUGGAAUACCGAUGUUGCUGUCCCCUUAAGUCGACUGGCCGAUAUUAUAGUUGCAAGCAAGGAGGAAGCAGCGUCUUUGGGACUGAAGGCGUGCGUAAAGGGCCACGUCGGGGACGGAAACUUCCACGAGAAUAUCACAUACGACAGCACCAAACCUGGCGAAUUUGAGAAGGCCAAGACUGCGGUGAAAAACAUGGUCAAUCGAGCUCUCGAGAUGGAAGGUACCUGCACUGGCGAGCACGGUAUUGGCUUCGGUAAAAAGGAAGCCCUUAUACGCGAAGUUGGCGAUGACACUCUCCUAUUCAUGGUACGUUGUUUCCUGAAAGAUGUACCAUCAACCCUGCACGUCCACUGUAUUGCUUUGGGUCGGGGCUAA
Messenger RNA from Penicillium salamii, 1743 nucleotides. NCBI's taxonomy places the organism in Eukaryota, Fungi, Ascomycota, Eurotiomycetes, Eurotiales, Aspergillaceae. The record is from the annotation of a GenBank genome assembly.